AUGGCAGCUGCAGCAACAUCAAAACCCUUGGAAUUUGCACUUGCCAUUCUUCAGUCAGCAGUAGACCAAGCCAAAAAUACACAUGCAUAUCUGUCCAAACCCAAACGAAAGCUCAGCCCACAAGCUAUUCAGGCUUAUAAUGAUUGCAAAACCAAUUGGGAAAAUUUGGCUAGUGGAUUGGAAAGGAGUCUCGAGACUAUUAAAAAGGAUAAAGGCUAUGCUACUGAUACAUCAGACUAUGAUCUUAUGAUUCACCUUGACGAUGCCACAAGUUGUGCAACUGCGUUAGACAAGGCACAAAUUCAAGAUCAUGUAAUAGCAAAAGGGAAAGAAAAUGCGCUGCUGGCAGUAGGUGCUGCGAACACCAUUCUCGGGUGGAUAAAGCCGCCCAAAAAGCUGGACUAG
Molecule: messenger RNA, 405 nt
Organism: Lycium ferocissimum
Lineage: Eukaryota; Viridiplantae; Streptophyta; Magnoliopsida; Solanales; Solanaceae
Exons: 1
Coding region: 1-405 (134 amino acids)
Source: RefSeq, a predicted model, not a curated record